AGGAGGAGGAGAGGAAAGAGAAAACAUCAGCAAGCCGACAAGAAAGGAAGAAGCGAGUGGAGUUUUUUUUUCUUUUCUUCUUAUAAAGAAAGAAACCCGCCAGGCUAAACGAUUACUUUACGCGGACGAUGAGGGCGAGAAAUGCAGCGUCGAUUCUUUCAAGACGAAACAGAUCAGUUUAUCAUCCGAGUAUUUAAGUUGACAAGGGCUGUUGUGUUGUGAUUGGCAGGUCCCAGUCACAUGGAAGGUACUUUUGGUUAGUAUCUGCUGGCUCUCACCUCCCAUGCCCACCCCUGGGAGUCAACAUCAGGAUGAAGAAGAUCAGCCUUAAGACUUUCAGAAAACCGUUCAACAUAAAGGGCAAAGAAGAUGGAGAUUUCAUGAUGCUCCAGAAACCAUCACUGGCCUCCGAGUUCACAAAAGACGACUCGCUCUUCGGAGGUUGCUACACCAAGGAGCUGGCCUGUGACCUCCAUGGAGAUGAUGUGAGGGGACACAAAAACAGGUCCAAGAGCGAGAGCCUUAUGGGCACUUUAAAAAGGAGGCUGUCUACUAAGCAGAAAACAAAAGGUAAAGGAGGGUCAACCUCAGUGGGCUCUGGAGAUGAUGAUGACAAUUUUUCUUCUUCUUCAGUUCCCAUAAGCUUUAAUGAAGUCAAAGCUCAGCGGCCAUUAAGAUCCUCCUCCCUCCGCAGCCAUCACUAUAGUCCUUCUCCGUGGCCUAUUAGGCCUGUCGACCCUGAGGAAGCCUGCAUAAAGAUGGAGGUGAAGGUAAAAGCUAUGGUUCACACUCCUAGCCCCAGCCCCUCUCUGAAUGGCAUCAGAAAGGAUUUCCAUGACAUCCAGAUAGAGGGACUUUUCAAUGAUCAGAAGAACAUGGAGUCUCAGAAUGGUGACUUCGAAGAACAUGUGCCUGUUGUUAUUGGACUUGCGCCUCAGGAUUACAUCCAGUACACAAUGCCUUUAGAUGAGGGAAUGUACCCUGAUUCUUCUCACUCAUUCUGCUUGGACGGUUCCUCACCCAUGGAGGUGAUGGAACAAGUCGAUGCUGACUCGCUGAAUGUGGACCAGGGCCAGGACGACCAUGACCUACUGUCGUCAGAUAUGCUCAUGGACCAGUCUGUGAGCGGACUCCUCCUUGGCAACCCAGGAAUAGUCCUUCAAAGUUCUAGAGCUGAUGCUCCUUCACUUUCCCCAUCCCUUUCUCCUCUUUCCAGCAGUGAAAUUCCAAGAACCUAUUCUGGCUUUGGCGCUGCGGAUUCACACGUUGCCGAAAGGGUGAGACACCACCUUAAUUUUGAUCCAAAUUCUGCUCCUGGUGUUAGCAGGGUCUACGAUUCGGUCCAAAGCAGUGGACCCAUGGUCGUGACGAGCCUUACGGCGGAGCUGAAGAAACUGGCCAAGCAGGGUUGGUACUGGGGACCUAUAACCCGCUGGGAAGCUGAAGACAAGCUUCUCGACCUUCCGGAUGGUUCCUUUCUGGUUCGCGACAGCUCAGAUGAUCGCUAUCUCCUCAGUCUGAGCUUUCGAUCACAGGGCAAGACGCUCCACACUCGAAUUGAACAUUCUAAUGGCAGGUUCAGUUUUUAUGAACAGCCUGACGUAGAAGGUCACACGUCCAUAGUAGACCUCAUCGAGCACUCCAUAAAAGACUCAGAAAAUGGUGCAUUUUGUUACUCCAGAUCGCGCCUGCCGGGGUCAGCCACGUACCCGGUCCGACUGACCAAUCCUGUCUCCCGGUUCAUGCAAGUGCGCUCGCUGCAGUACUUGUGCCGAUUCGUCAUCCGCCAGUACACCCGCAUAGAUCUGAUUCAGAAACUGCCUUUACCAAACAAAAUGAAAGAUUACUUGCAGGAAAAGCACUACUGAAUUGGGAGACAGUAGUAACUUGCACUUUGGGUUAAAGUGAUGAGUCGUUAAAAUGGUUUACAAGACAUUUGUGGAUUUUAUUUCAUUUUUUUGAAUGUUUGGUUUCAUUUGCUUCAUUUGUGUCAGAAGCAUUUUUUUUUUUCUUUUUCAGUUUCAUUAUGGAUUCGCACGAAAUUUGUUGUUGCUUAGAUUCCGUAUCGGAUGUUUGCGUGUGAUUUCAAAGGUACACUCUGGUUUUUGGAUCAAAAGGGCGCUGGUGAUAUCUUGGGAAAUGACAACAUCUUACUUCUUGUCAAUAUAUCCAAUAUUUUCCAUGUUGAAAUUGUUGUAAGGGUAUUGAAGCUUCUAGAUGUUUUUUUCCUUGAGAAAUUGUCUUAUUCCAUUUGCAGAUACUUUUUACAAGCAAAAUAAGACCUUUAUUUUUUUUUUAACUGGUAAAACAUGACCUGCCUCAAAAUGAGAAAUAUUAGAUGUAUUGACUAGAUUUGAGAUGAUUUACUUGCCAAAGUAUCUAUUUAUACGGUGGGGAACCUGCCACAUCAGUUUAAAAAAACAAACAAACAGCAACCUAAACAGUUUUAUGCUAAUAGAUUAGUUCAUGCUGUCAUUAUAAACAGUGGCAUUACCAUCAGUCAUAUGGUCAAGGCUGAUGUUUGCAAAAAUGCUCUGGCUGAUCAGAGUGUGGCUUUAACAAUAGUUACAUAUCAAAAUGUUUAACAUACUUGGGAUGCUGAGGAUUUUAAUUUGCAUUAAUGUCACACAAUUUGCUAAUACAAACAUCAGUACAAGGGCAAGAUGAUUGGUUCCUAAACUAACAUUGAGGCGUCAUUCUAAACAUAGUUAAAUUACGCUGUCUGUGAGGAACUAGGAAUCUUUAUAUUUUGAAGUAUUACGUAUUUUUAUACUUUUUUGCUGUUGUAUACUAUUAUGUGAGAUGAUGUCAGCCAAUUCUGGCCUUUUUUGAUAGGAAAGUUUCCUCUUUAGCUGAACUCGGUACUUCUGGUUAGGCUAAGUUUAGCGGAUUCAUUAAAUUGGGGUUGAAAAAUACAUUUCAGAUGAUUGCUUGUAAAAUUAUUAGAUGUUUAAAUGUGAACGUGACUGAUUUAGCUAAUAAGGUGCUUCCCAUGAAGUUCUCAUUAUAGAUACUUGAUAAGUUUACUGUUAUCAGUACGAGGGCUGUGACUGUCAGUUAUAUUAGUUAUACUGUAUUUUUUAAACAAGGGCAAGUGAUAAAAAUGGAUUUAGUUGGAUAAUAACAAACCAUUCAGAGCCGUUUUAAAAGAUUCCAGACUAUGCUGUUGGGGGAAAAUAGCCUUUAAAAACACUUAAUUAUAUAACUGAAAAUAUAAAAAAAAAAUAUGUAAACGUUAGAUUUGUUGGGAAGGUAAAGUUGAAUUAAAUUAAAUUCAGUAAAUAAAUUUAAUUGUCAUGAUGACAGCCCUGCUCAGUACAUAUCAUGCAUAUGGAGCCAACCUCUGCCCAAAUAACUUGUAGCCGCUCUUCUGUGAUGUAGUGAGGUUUACUGCGAAUAACCUUCAGCUCUCCUUUUCUUCACUUGUAUGUUGUCUUCUUGUCGUUAUCCCAAGCUAUGAAGCCUCCUAAAUGUGCUGCUCCUUCUGUAAGCCAAGAACAGAUGCUAGUCAUUCCCUGUUUAUCAUAAAAAGGACUUCUUGCUCAUUCCGUUUGCUCCAGAUGACUUUCAAGACUAGCAAUAAUAAGUGAUAUGAAAUCUUCAAUGGCAGCUACGCAUGAGCUGAUAUCUUCUCCCCUAAAGUGAACGCAAGCCCUCAAAAGUAGCUAGACGUAAAUUUAGACUUUAAUGCGUUUUUUUUCCUGAUAUAUUUUGGUGUAAACAAGACCGGACUGACCUUCCAGACUGAUGCUGAGGUUCUUUGAUUAUUGCAUCCAUUACAUUUUCCAGGUCUUUGCAACAACAAAUGUAAGUUUUAACACUGCUGCGUAAGAAAGCAGAUGUAUUCUGUUUGUUUUGGUAUGUUUAUAAUCAGAAUUUUUAAAGGUUCCAGAAAAUGCCAAGGAUUUCACUGUGGAAAAAGGGAACAGUUAAAGAAAGCUGGCUUUUUAUUUUAAACAUCGUUUGUAUAUGUGUCACUUGUGCUUCAAACAGUAUUUCAUUGAAUUAUUUUAAUCUUCUGUUGAUCAAUAUUGCCUUUUUUUUGACACACAAACAUAUCAACGUAAAAUGUUAGAGAAUAAAUAGGGGUACUCUUAAUAAGACUUGUAGCCCUGGAGUGGGUGCAAGGUCGUUUGCCCUUAAACUGCAAAAAUGGUCUCUUGGCAAGGGAAAAUACCUGAACUCUAGUCAAAAUAUGUAAUAUUACUCAUUUAGAAAUUCUUGUGUAAAAAUUUAAAUGUUAAUUUUUGUUUUAGGCAGUACCAGUUAAUUUACAUUGUUUUCAGAAAUACUGCCUGAAACAGACAUAUCAUUUUUCAGGACUCUUAAAGAGGGUUCAAGGGUUCAGCCAUAAAUACAAAACAUUCUCUAUCAAUCUGAAGUAUCCUUUCACGAAUGCAGAGAACCAUUAAAUCACACAAAGGGUUCAUUGAGCGUUCAUGGUCCUAUAAAGAACCAUUUUCUUUACUAAAGAUCCAUUGAAGAACCAUCUUUUUGUGGAAACAAAUUGUGUAUGAAACAAUUGAAGAACCCUUUUCAAAAAGGCUCUUUAUAGAACCUUCAACAGCACAUUCGCCAUCGUUCUGAAAAACACUUUCAUGAUGCAAAGUACCCUUUAAUCAUGGAAAGGGUUCUUUGAGUGUUCACAACUUUUUUUAAAGAACCCUUGAAGAACCAUCUUUAAGUCUGAAGAGGAAGUAAAACAAAAUGUCUAGAAACGGGUUAGAUAUUGUUAUAAAAUUCUCACAACAAUCUCUAAAUGACAAAUGAUCAAUCUCAGAUCAUUUUACUUGCCAAGAAAUCAUUAUUUGCCGUAGAAUGAAAUGGUUUUGAUUGGAACAGAUGCACAAUAAGCAGAGAAAUUAUUGUAAAAUGUGGGUGUUUACAGUGGCGGCCUAUAAAAAUCCUUAGGAGCACAAUUUUUAAUUUAAUUUGGCUUGUUGAGGGCAGUAGGGCUGCAUGAUAUAUACAUAAUACAAGUAUUGCGAUUCUAACUAUGCUUAUUUUAAUUACGUGCUGCGAUAGAUUAAAACCACUGUCACAAGGUUAAAAGCUAUGUUCAUUAUUACAAGCCCAAGACCUCAUUGCUCAGUUCCAAUUUUUUGCUAAAAUCUGAUCUUCUUAACCUGAUGGUUCACAAUCGUGUGGGUAAGUGACUCAGAUCCAUCACUAAUGUGAAGGAAUCUGUGUCCUGAAACAAGCCGCAUGCGCUCAUCCCAAUUAAUGUGGUGAAUGAAUCACAUGCGUCAUGAACAACAAACUAACCAGCAGAGCACACCUUCGUCACAAAGAUAAUUUGUUCUGAGCAGUUCUCAGCUGAUCAUUAUUAGAGCGAGACGAAGGAGAAAAAGGCUGAGAUGCUGUUUAUUGGCACUUCGGGUUAGGUGCUGCUUCCACAUUAACACUGAAUGACGGGGUGCAGUGAAGAAAUAACACAGGAGUUCUGAGAUGACUGCUCUUAUUAAGGUCGCAUGGCCACGCAUUGUUUAUGUAGAUGAAUCGGAUCUGAUUUGAAAAGAUCAGAUUUCUGUGUCCACACUGCUCUGAAAAUAUCCAGUGUGUCCUGGGUCACAUUAAAGCAGAAAAUUGGAUUUGUGCUACUUUGGUCUGGAAAUGUGAACGUAGCCCAAGAUCGUCCUGUCUAAAGUAACUGACACUUCUUGGGUUAUAGGAAUACCUUGAUUUGUCAAAACACCCAUGGGAACUCGUCUUGAGCUGUGAUUGAUCAGGAUGCCCACAUCACACAGUAAACUAUACAGGGCUCUUUUGCAUAAUAUCAGUAUUGCAAAGGGUGAUAUCAUGAUAACAGUAAACAAAGAGCAUAUUGUGCAGCCCUAAAUAUGGGAUCAAAUAUAUCAUUGCUGAAAAUGUUCAGAAGAAAGGGAAAAAUACUUUCUAAAAAAGGAAUUACAUUGGUUUUUAAAGAUUUCAGUGUAAUUAAACUGUGUAAACAAAGUCAUUUUGAGUGGUUUGAUGUGUACAGAAGCCCUAAAGAACCAUGGAUUUAUAAUGUUUUACUGAGUUUUGACAUGAUAAUGAAAUAUUUUCAUUAGUGUUUUUUCAAGAUCUUGUGAUGUUUGUCAUUAUCAUGGCAAGUCGAAUGUUUUCUGGAGAUCUCAAUUUAUAUCACUACCACAACAUAAUAAGCACACUGCAAAAAAUGAUGUUUAGUAAGUGAAAAUUUCUUCAAUCUAGUGUAUCUUUUAGUUCUCAUCAUGAGCUUAUUGUAAGGAUAUUGUAAUAUUGGUUUAUAGACCUUUUUGUUGUAUUAUUCCAUUGGCAGAUCAUUUCAUUUGUUUUAAGUGUUUCAUUACACAAACAAAAUGAUCUUAUUUCCCAAAACAAGUGAUCUGCCAAUGGAAUAAGACCCUUUCACAAGAUAAAAUUGCUUAAAACAGGUACAAAUGUAUAGAAACAGGUUGAAUAACAAUCUCAUAAUGAAAAUUCUCAACUACUUUUCAAUUUAAUGACUAUUUUACCAUCAUCAGUAAAAUAGAAAGGCACAUGUAGGUUCACUCUUUUUGGAUAAAUAAAAUGGCUGUUUUUGUGUUGUAGACUUCACAAACUCUGGUUCUUAUCUCCACCACUGUAAAGAAAUGAGUCCGUUUCACAUCAGACCACUCUGAAUGACUUUACAUACAUCUCAACCUUUGAAUUAUGCAGAAAUUAGGAGAAAUCACUGACUAAACUCCAGUUCAAUUUCAUGUAAAUUAAUGUAAUGAUGUUUUGUGGACCUAAUGUUUUCAAAUGAUAUAAUAAAUAAUGAAGAUACAAGUUUGAGCUCUGACAGCAACAUCAGACUGCAAAAAGAGUCCAGUUUCAGACAUGAAUGAGUGACACGUUGGAGCCUGUAUUGCUCCUAAGGAAAUUUGUCUGAUAAAAGCUUGUACAAUAGUCUCCUCCGCAAAACAUGACAACAACACCCUCACAGAUAAUUUGAAUGAAUAGAGUGCUAGAAAUUGCUUGUGGUUACAAACAUUUAUUAGAGGAGUUCAUUGAUGUGGAAAUACCUGAGGAAGAGGAAUUGUUCUCUCCUUCAAUGCUUUUCAUUUUCAAAGAUGUGAGCACAUUGUUGGUUCUUGUUGGAGGUGAGAGUGGGUAGGAGGGGUAAUCGGGGGAAAAACUAGCAGUGCUUGAUUUGGAAGAUGCUAAAUUCAUAUAUGCUUCAGGAAUAUUGUUGUUAAUUACUUUGACCACGUCUGUUUUGUUUUAUGCCAAGUAAAUUUGCUCCCCUUAAAGAAUAAAGGCAUCAUCGCUGUCAAAACAUUGUAUCUCCAAAAUGGUAAUUUUACAGGAAGAAGGAAAAACAUGAUUAACUUUGAUUAACUAAAAGUUUGACCAAAACCAACAGGAUAAACAUAAAAUAAACAUACUGAAAUGCUUACAUUAUGUAUAGAUUGUGCCACGAAAUCCAUGGUUUACCUUUCAAUUCCCUCAUGAUUUUUCUAUUAUUAGGAAGAAAAUUGUCCUUUGCAUUUUUAUUUGUUGAAAGAGGUUCCAAUGACUCCGAAUGUGACUAAGCUGAUGUUGAGUUAGAAUGUUUGUAGGCUGUAAAUUCAGGUUUUGCAUUUGCGCUGACAAGCCAUAUAACGGUUCACUUUGACUCUAGAUUGCAUUGAAAUGAUGGACAAAUGGAAACUGGUGGAUACUUGACUAGCAUAUUGAACAUGUGCGUGUUUGCUUUUAUUUGUGCUUUUUACACAACAUGCGAUCUGUUCCGCUUGAGGCACUGCUGAAAAGGUAGCCAUUGUUUUUAUUAAAGGAACCAGUGCAGUAUAAUAUCGCUGUCCAAUUAAACCUCAUAUCUCCAAAACAGUAACUUAACAAGAGAUUUGAGAUUUUAUUCCAAGUAAUAAUGAAAUCAUUGUGAAAUGUCAACUGAAUGUAAAGGAUAUCUGGGUUUUUAAAUGGCGUAAAACAUUAAAAGUAGGCAGAAGAUUGGUUUUGGUAUGACAGCGAUGUUAAACUACUACAGAGUCACCUUGCAUUUGCAGUAUAUUGCAGUAUAUUACAUUUGCAGUAUUGCAGCAGUAUAGACUGACAUUUUUAUCAGUCCUUUAGGGGUGUAACAGUACAUAGUACACGUAUUUCAAAGUUCAAGGAAUUUUUUUUUCUUAAAAGUUACGCCACAAUUUCAGUUCUGCCUUUGAUAUUUGGCCACAAGCUAAUAUUUUGAUUUCAAGCACACUUGCCAUGACCUUAUAUCUUAGCCUCAAGCUAAGACUAGCCACAGACUAGCCAUGAGCUGAUAUAUUGGUCUGAGGCUAACAUACUAGCCACAGCCUAUUUUGUUAGCCUCGAUCUAAUGCGCUAGCCACAAAUACAUUAGUCUGCAGAACUUACACUAGCUAUAAUACAACAAUACAAAUCGACAUGCUAUGAUAUAGUACUUUAUGUUGUAUUAUAUCAUUGUGUUAUAGCUACUGUAUGUUAUGUAAGUAUGUGUGGCGUGCUAGCCACAAACUAAUAUAAAGUUAUAUUACUUAUGUCAGCUGUAAUACAAUGAUACAAUAAGAUGUGUUAUGGAAAAAAAGAUACAUUGUAUUGUUGAAUUAUAUCUAGUGUAAAUCAUAGAGCUCUUGGUUGGUAUGUAGCCACAAGCUAGCUUAAUGCUAGCACACCAACCAUAAGCUAUAUAAUUUACAUCAGGUGUAAUAUAACAAUAUGAUGUAAUGCAAUAAGUUAUAUUGACACAAUAUACAUUAAGACACGCUUGCAUUGUUACACCCCUAAAACCCAGUGGUUUCCUUGAGUGGUAAUUGAGAGAAGAGAGUGAUGGGCGUGUCAGCCACACAGGUUUACAUUCAUUUCUUACAUGUUUUGAAAAUCGAUACUUCCUUAUUGUAUCAUGUUCAUGUUGUUUUAGGGUAGAAUGUGUGUACUGUCCUGGCUGUUGGUAUACCAGUAUUUUCAUAUUUUAUACAUAAAUGAAGGUUAGAGAGAUUUGAGGGUCGUUAUUUCCAUUUAUUUGCAAGAUUUAUGUUUUUAAGAGAGCAGAAGAAGAAAGCAAAAUGUGGUAGGAGAUGUCCACCCAUUUUUCAAGUGAGCUAAAGCAAAAAAUGAAUGUGAUUUGAAAAGUUUGACCCCAGUGUUGAGUCAUAAUGUACAACUUAUUCAUUUCCUUUAUUUUCCCCAUGGAUAUACAGAAAACAUGUUGAUAUAUCUGCUGUUUUUUUUUCCAAGUAUUCUGGGACUUUUUUGUGUAAACUGUCUGAAGCAUAUCAAAUUUACAGCUUUCAUAUCAAAUUUCCAAGCUUUCCAAGCUUCACUGAGUAUGUUCUGAUGCAUAUUUGCAUGUGGUCCUCGUUCUGCAAAUGAAGGUGAAUGUUUACACGUUUGGUAAAUGUUAGUUUAGUUAUUGUUCAGAAUCAGUUUCUUCAACGUUCUUGGUACAAUCUUUAUUUUCUUUAAGGUGUUUUACACAUUUUGUGCUGCUUUAUGAUUAUGACUGCCUUUCUCCAAUUAGAAAUUGGGCGAUUUUCACUGCUAUGAUGUAUAUUCUCAACACCGUACGUUUGUGGCUCGGAGAAUCAGAUAUAUUCUGUAGUGAACUGAUUUAGUGAUCCAAUAGCCCUGGUUUACAUAAUCAGUUUUCCAAAGUUGAUUGAUUUUGUUGUUUUAUUUGAAUUUUAAAAGGAUCAGUAGUGAUUUCUUGCACAUUUGGAUACAGUUAAAACAUUUUUGUAUCUGCUUGUAUAAAUUAUGAAUAAAAAUGUAAAAGCA
Messenger RNA from Pygocentrus nattereri (red-bellied piranha), 9723 nucleotides. It is a transcript of the gene socs6a, whose product is annotated as suppressor of cytokine signaling 6. The transcript is spliced from 2 exons. Lineage: Eukaryota; Metazoa; Chordata; Actinopteri; Characiformes; Serrasalmidae. Gene Ontology annotation, cellular component: phosphatidylinositol 3-kinase complex. Gene Ontology annotation, molecular function: 1-phosphatidylinositol-3-kinase regulator activity. Gene Ontology annotation, biological process: intracellular signal transduction; phosphatidylinositol phosphate biosynthetic process; protein ubiquitination. The record is from RefSeq and is a predicted model, not a curated record. The coding region runs from base 312 to 1868 and encodes 518 amino acids.